Messenger RNA from Archocentrus centrarchus (flier cichlid), 2195 nucleotides. Its product is annotated as transmembrane protein 82-like. The record is from RefSeq and is a predicted model, not a curated record. Lineage: Eukaryota; Metazoa; Chordata; Actinopteri; Cichliformes; Cichlidae. Bases 86 to 1120 code for a protein of 344 amino acids. The transcript is spliced from 6 exons.
UGGGUGCAUGGAGCUUAGUUAGUAGUGUGAGAUUAAAGCACCUUUUUUAGUGUUAUUGUUGAAACAUUACAAGAACGUAAUAGAGAUGUUUUUCUCCUUGAUCCUGGGAACUGCUGGAUGGACACCUUUUGACUCACCAUUUGAGAGCUUUCUUCAAGGGCUUGUAGGUGCAUGUGGAAUAUCAGUGCUGUGCAAUCUGCUGAGAGUUUACAAUUUUAUUCAAACAUGCAAUGAUUCUGACACUGGAAAAGGAAGUAAACGGAGUUCAUCCUCACUGGGCACUCCUCUGAGAGGGAGCUGGGGAUCAGCUCUCCAGUUCUGGCUUCUGACUGUCUUCCUCUCGCUGAUGGGCUCAAGGGUUUUCUCUCUGAUAGUGCUGGAGUUUUCCCUCAGGGCUGUUUCUACCUGGGCAUCAGCUGGACUGGAUGCCAGUGGCAGAGGUCUAGAUAUGAUCCUAAUCCAGAGCCAGUUCACCCUGGGUUGCAGCCUCACCAGUGCUAUGGUCUUCUUCCAACAGGGGGCUCCACAUAGCUCCCUCAGCUUAUUUCUGGCAGCUGCUCUCAGCUGGAAACUGGCAAGCUUGAGCUACAGUCUGUGGAACCAUGUGGCCAGAUUGUACCCGCUGCAUAGCACCAAACAUUACUGUGGGAAGUGCAUCACCCUCCUGACCUCCGGAUACACCAUACUGGCUUCACUGCAAAGAGCGGUUGUCUUGGCUUUUGCUGUAGCGUGUGCUGCUUCCACCACUACUUUUUAUGACCACUUUCUGUUCCAGAAAGAUACUAUGAAGUUCUGGACUCUGCUGACACUCUGUUACAUUAUGUUGUUGGUGUAUAUUCAAGGUGAUGAGGAUGAGCAUCGACAGAAAGGCACAGCGGCCCUCUUGCACUCUGUAGUGAUGCGACUGGGAGCCUUGCUGGUGCUCAUGCUGGCAAUGGGUGAUUGGUCUGAUGUGCUUCACAUCCUCAUCGCGUUUCUUGGAGAAGCAGUCUGUCUGUUACCUUCUCGGGAUCUACUGCAGGCUGUGCUAAAUGAAGAGGAAGAAACCGGCUCGAGCAGAUAUGAAGAGAGCUCCAGUUGCAAAAGAAGCGCAAUUAAAACAUCAUCACGUGACAGAUAAUGGUGCACCAAAACUCCACCACAAUGAUUAUCAAUGACUUCCUCAAGAUCUGCUGAUACUCUGUAUUACCAACAGUAAAAUAAUAUCGUGGCCGUGCUUAAAGGCAUUAAUUGUGUUCUGGUUGUUUUGACUCGUGUUGAACAGAAAGAAUUAAAAAAAGGAAUAUUAUGUAUUCAGGAUGAUGGUCUUCAAUAUUAAAGGUUUUCAGUGAGUGCUAGCUAGAAUGACCUUUGUCAUUGUCAAGACUUUGAAGUACAAUUUAAAAACUACAUAGAAUAUUGUGCAAAAGUAUUGAGCCACCCUUUAUUUAUUUAACUAAUAACUAAUUUGACUAAUAGUUUUUUGGGAAUCACCUUGUUGGUGCAAAAAUUCUAUUUUAUGCCUAUCAAGCUGUGUUAUCUUUGACAUUUUUCAUAGGUUUAGCUAAAGAAAUGGGAACCAAUGAUGUGUUACUGUGACAACAAAAUGUGUAAAGAAAAUUGGUUCAUUGUUAAGUUUCUGUUAUGUGUAGACACAACACUUAGAUGCCUUUUUGUACUUAAAUAAUUCAUAGGUCAGCGUUAAACAGCUUAACAAAUAAAAAACAUUCCUCUGAAAAUGGUCAGGUGCAAAGACCGGACUGAAAAUGAGUGAAAAAGUAGCCAACAACCAAUGAAAGAUGGAGAGCUGUUGCUCAAUACAAGGAAGUCUGCUCCUUGGAUGCAAAACAUAAAGAAAUUAGGGGUGGCUCAAGACUUUUGUUCGGUACUGUAUUUAGAUAGCAUAGAGUUAGGGUCAGACCCAGUGACCCUCAGAGGACUAAAGGAGCACUGCACACCUGAAGGUCAGAUCAGGGUUCUCUUAAUCUGGACGGAUUUUGUAAAAUCUGGAUGCAAAACAUGAUAUAACAACAACAACACUUAAACAGGCAUCUUACAUUACAAGCUAGAGUGUGUUUUAGGAGAGAGAGAAGAAGACACAUAGUAGGUGGUGACAGAAUUUUUUUUUAUCCAAUUGGAUUAGGGUAAUGAACUGUAGGAAUCAGCACUUUUGAAGCUUUACCCUACUGGACAAAUGGCCAGAUUAUCCUGUCGUC